GCUAUAUGCCAUUUAAGCGAUAGAUGAUGAAGCACUUUCGGCGCCUUUCGUUUACAAAAAAUUCUCACCCCGCCUGUUUUUUGCCUUUUUCCUUCUUUUAUGUAUUAACUUCAGCAAUACCCCUUUCUAUGAGUUUAUCUAUAGAAUUGUCAUUAUGAGGUAGGCUAGGAAAGCCUCGAGUCUUGACUUAAGCACAAUGGCCGUAUUUUAACUGCUGACUCGGUACUUAACUAAGACUAAUCUAUUAGGACGAUGGAUAGUGAUUAUUGACGUGAUAUUGCUCAGAAAUAAAUAGUGUUGGUCGGGCUGGAGGUCAGGUGAGUGAAUAUUAUAUGGUAUUAUCCAAGUAACCACUCUGCUUUCUUUACAGUGCAGCAAACUAUCGACUGCAAUAUGCGGGGUACAUAAAUAAGUAUGUAAUUAACGGCGCAUCUCAUACUAUCGAGGAGCGCCCAAGCUAGUGCCAGUAUAUAAUCUUGUAUGUUCCGCCGGCGAGUCUGUCUUACUUCUUUUCUUGUCUUACGUUUCUCGCCCUUGGCAAAAUAGCUCGAAAAAGAAAUCUUCAAGAGAAAAAAACAUGGACGGUUCGUCAGCCUUAAGAUCGUGUACCCACACUAGCGACCCCAGACGGCAAGUUCCGGGGGACGAUGCUCGUUUAAGCAACCAAUUACACCCCCGGCCCGAAGAUGCGGUAGUGGCAAGCCGCAAGCCGGCAAAAACGUUUGCAGACUUACCCGCGGAGCUGCGGGCGAUCAUAUGGGAGUACGCUCUCCCCGAGACGCGUGUCUUCAACGCGUUAGUGUACGCCUCGAAGGGGCUCAAGAUGCAGCUGAUCGAGAGGAGUCACCUGCGCAUGCCGCUCGCGCACGUGUGCUUCGAGUCGCGGCAGCUUGUCAAGAAGACCGGAUACGUGCUUGCUUUCCGCGACGAGGACGAGCCUGACGAUCCGGGAGUCUGGUUUCAUCCGCGACGAGAUGUUAUCGAGAGGACGAUAUGGGGUCCUUGCGAGUUCUGGGGCUGGAAGUGACGUAAGACGGCGACGGUGAAGCUAGUCAUCGUAUAUCGCUGGAGCGAAAUCUUGUUUGCAUAUAAUUGC
Daldinia loculata is the source of this 1096-nucleotide messenger RNA. RefSeq lists its product as uncharacterized. The transcript has 4 exons. NCBI's taxonomy places the organism in Eukaryota, Fungi, Ascomycota, Sordariomycetes, Xylariales, Hypoxylaceae. The record is from RefSeq and is a predicted model, not a curated record. The coding region runs from base 578 to 1027 and encodes 149 amino acids.